Pseudoliparis swirei is the source of this 1021-nucleotide messenger RNA. RefSeq lists its product as uncharacterized. NCBI's taxonomy places the organism in Eukaryota, Metazoa, Chordata, Actinopteri, Perciformes, Liparidae. The coding region runs from base 1 to 708 and encodes 235 amino acids. The record is from RefSeq and is a predicted model, not a curated record. The transcript has 3 exons.
AUGGAGAGACGUCAAGCAGGAGAGGAGGACGCACUGGUGGAGGUCAGGGUGGAGAAGGGCUCACCGGUGGGGGUCAGGGUGGAGAAGGGCUCACCGGUGGGGGUCAGGGUGGAGAAGGGCUCACCGGUGGAGGUCAGGGUGGAGGUGGGCUCACCGGUGGGGGUCAGGGUGGAGAAGGGCUCACCGGUGGAGGUCAGGGUGGAGAAGGGCUCACCGGUGGGGGUCAGGGUGGAGGUGGGCUCACCUGCAGACCGCCGCGGCUACCUGAACUGUGCGGUCACCUUGGCGGCGCUGAUGGGAGUGGUCACCUCGGCCCUGGCGGCGGCCUUCAUCCUGCAUCUGGUCACGUUCACCGCGGCAUCGUGCAACCCGGAUUCGGGGCCAUCGGAUGCUCAGGCUGAAUUCAACGUGACCUGCAGAAAACAAACAGGGGGCGACGAACCGGGACGUUACGACAUCUGCACCGUGAACAAAAGCGCAAACUACGUGAUCUACGGCGAGGCGAGGAGCCCCGCCAGCCGACAAGUUUCCCUCGUCCAAACGCGGGGGAACGAGGACAGGCCGAUCAAAACCAUCCGCGGCGGCGAGGACGGCGAGGGAGAGUUCGUCUUCCUGGAGACGGUCAACAUGAUCAGCGGCACCAGGAUAAGCGUCCUCUUCACGUCCGGAACCCCGACCAGCUGCCGCUUCCUCGUCUUCAAACUCUGACCCGGAAGGUCAUGGGGCCACUCCGCCCUUAGAAAUCCUUAAAAGUUGGGGCUGUUAGUUUAAAUUUAAAUAUAUAUAUUUGGCCAGUCUAGUUGGUUGUCUUUAUUGAUAACUUUUAAUGUGCUUCACUUUUUUGACACAAAGGUUUCUUGUUCGAUUUUUUCUUCUCCCUAGAGAUCUGAAGACGGAGCCUGAAGGCAUCACUUUUUGUUUCUGUGAAUUAUUGGGAUGAUUUAGUGCAGCUUAAAUCUUUUUAAAUAUAUUUUUGCACAUGUCGUGAGUCUUAUUGGUAUAAAUAAUCGUCCACUUCAAC